This is a messenger RNA of Fundulus heteroclitus (mummichog), 1946 nucleotides long. RefSeq lists its product as uncharacterized. Bases 154 to 1698 code for a protein of 514 amino acids. The transcript is spliced from 2 exons. Lineage: Eukaryota; Metazoa; Chordata; Actinopteri; Cyprinodontiformes; Fundulidae. The record is from RefSeq and is a predicted model, not a curated record.
GUUCACUCCACGGCGGAAUCCCUCUCGGCUCCCCUCCGCGGACGCUCGAGUCGGUCGAGCAUUUGGCACACCAGCGAAUUUCUCGACCCCACCACGCUAGCACAACAGCUAGCCACGAUCCCUUUCCCUACCAGCACUCCAGCUCGUCGGAAAAUGGCAACCGUGAAAAACCCUCACACCAGAGGAGACUACCGUCUUUGUGGUUGCGGGAACAAAAUUUCGGGGAAGGACACCCACCCGGUGUGCAGUACCUGUCUGGGGGUCGACCACGCCAGGUCAGCCCUCGAAGUUCCCGGGUCCUGUGGGCACUGCAAAGUGUUCACGGUCAAGAGCCUCAGACGAAGACUAGCCCGCCAGGUUAGCAUCUCGGACCGUGACCCAUUCCUCCCCACCGCCGCCCACGAGGCAGCCGCGGAGGAGGACGAGGACAUGGCUGGGGAAGCCCCGGAGACUGGCUACGACUGGAGUGCCCAGUGCGAGCAGCUCCGUGCACCCCCCUUUCCCGAGGAAGACGUGCUGGAUGUUAGCCCCAUGGAGGAGGAUGACGACGCCUCGUUCCUCAUAUCAGAGGACGAGGAAGAGGAUGACAUCUUCAUGGCGCCAGUCCAGACUGAAAAGCCGAAGCUGCCGAGCCCUUCCACCAGGGAAGACAGGGGAGCGAGCUCACCAGCUCCCUCCCUCCAUGUGGACCUGCUCGACGUGUGCAAACGCGCGGCAGAGAAACUGGAGAUCCCCUGGCCGAUUGCAAUAGCGGAGCCCACCCGGUCCCGCUAUGAAGGCAAACGGCUUCCCUUGGCGCGAAACGCGAUGAAGCAGCUUCUUCCUGUCUUCCCCGAGUUGCUGACUGAGCUCUCCAAAACAUGGACUAGCUGCCCGUACAGCAACAGGAGCCCCAUUGCGGGCGCGGCAUCCCUCGAUUGCGAGGCGAUGGACGCCCAUGGCUUCUUCUCCAUGCCUCCGGUGGAAGUCCCGGUAGCUGCGCAUCUCUGCCCAGGCAGCGCGAGCCAGCUGUCCGCAGCUUCCACCAGGCGCCCGACGCUGCCAGCUAAGCCCGAUCGUUUUCAGUCUGCGCUGACCGAAAGGGCGUACAAAGCAGCUGCCCUCUCGGCCAGAGCCCUCAACGCCCUCUCCAUCCUCACCGCCUACCAAGCGGAGUUGUUUGGCGCGUCCGCUGAGGAGCAAGACCCGGAUGCGUGGGAGGAAAUGGCGGUCAUCGCCGAUUUGUCUCUCCGCAUCCAACGUGUCUCGGUCCAGGCCACGGGAAAAGUGAUGGCAACCCUCGUCGUCCAGGAGCGAGCGAGAUGGCUCAGUCUCGCUAACCUGACCGACAGGGAGCGGGAUGACAUCCUGGAUAUGCCAAUCGUCCCUGAAGGCAUCUUCCGCUCCGCAUUGGCCACAAUGCAGCAGAGAUGCGAGGCAAAAAAGAAGGACAACGAGGCCCUCAAGCUUUGUCUCCCUCGGAAAGCCCCAGCGCCUUCACCUCCGGUGCAGCGCAAAACCUUUGGGCAAGCUGCCUCCCAGCCGCCGCGUUUUAAAAUACCGAGACGGCCACCACCACCUGGCCAGCCCCUCCCGAUGAGGAAGGAGCGCGGAGCCGGCUGGCAUGGGAAACCCGCCUCCCCGACCGCUGCGCCGCCGCUGCCCACAGCCGCCGCGACCUCGGUCCCCCGGGCGAUGAAGAAAAAGAGAGCGGCCUGACAGCCGCCCGUUCCUCAGUCGGUGCAGCCUGCAGUUCCCCGUUGCGCAGGCCCACCGUUUUGGCUUGUUCGUGCGCGCCCCGUGCCACCGCUGCCCGUUCCAGAGCCGGUCCGCGAGGAGAGGGACAUCGCCUCGGAGAGUUGCGCUGUUGCGCCCCGAGCAGAAUGUCCACAAGCACACACAUACACACACGUUCGAAGGUUGAACGGUGUGAAAAUAAAAACAAUAAAUCUGUCACAUCCAGGCCA